CGUGCCACACCGGGGCGUGCUGGCCCUUUAAGACGGAUAUAGACAACAGCUCCCCGGCUUACAGCGUCGAUGUUGUCGCGCGUUACAUCUCAUCAGUAAUUUCACACUUCACAGCUGCUGGACAGAUCAUUUACCUCCAUCGUGAUUUCAAGAGGUUAAUGUUAAUUAGUACAAAGUGUGCGUUGACGGUUUCGGUCACAGAAGGAGGAGAAAUGCGACACCGAGCCCAGCCGGCAGGCUCUGUGGUGCGUACUUGAUUCGUGGACCUGCCGAUCUACAAUCAGAGCCAGUCAGGGAAAAAUUGGACAAUCCUGCACACCAGCUGGGCUGUGUGUGUGUUACCUGCACUGGAAGCAACAAACAUAAAUGAGCUGUCAUGGAAGACAAGCGUAAGAAACGCAGCCCAAAGGUGUCCCUCCCUCAGCCUCCUCCGCCACCCAUCAACCCCCGCAAGCUCUCUGUCCUUCCUGCCAGCAAAAGUGCCACCUUCUCCCUCGGCCUGCCGCAGCCUCCCUCCCCCAAGAACAGGAGCAAGUUUAAGAGAUCCAUAGGAGCGCCGGGACAGCCAAAAGAGGCGUUCACGCCUGUGGUAGCCCCGCCAAAGACAACACGACCACACAGGGAGAAACCCAAGGCUCCGCAGCCAGCAGGGCCCAGUAAAGUGGUCCAGUCUCCCCCCCUGCAGCACUCCUUCCUUACAGAUGUCUCGGAUGUGAGAGAGAUGGAAGGAGGCCUCCUGAACCUCCUCAAUGACUUCCACUCAGGCAAAUUACAGGCGUUCGGAAAAGUUUGCUCCUUUGAGCAGCUGGAACAUGUGCGGGAGAUGCAGGAGAAGCUGGCGCGGCUGCACUUCAGCCUCGACAGCCACGUGGAGGAGCUUUCCGAGGAUCAGAGGAAGGGUGCUUCCGAUCUCAACCUGGAGCACCUGCUGUGCAACCUGGAGGAGCUCAGCACCUCAAUACAAAAGCUCCACUUGGCCGAGAAUCAGGACCUGCCCAAGACAUCUGGUCCCUGACAGAGCCAGGUGCCCAGAACGUUGACGACGCGCUGAUCUUUUCUGAACAUCACAAAAAGAUAAAAAUAUUGAAAAGAGCAGGUUACCAUGGCAUUAAACCAGUUGCCUUAGAAACGGGAGCAGGAAGGUCCAAAGGAGAGGGAGGAGGCCAUUUUUCCACUCAGUCAGUGGAGCUGAGAGGACAUUCCAAUGACUGGAUGCAGCAGAGCAUUAAAUUAGAGCGCAACCAAAAAAAAAAAAAAAA
This is a messenger RNA of Poecilia latipinna (sailfin molly), 1259 nucleotides long. RefSeq names its product coiled-coil domain containing 28B (gene ccdc28b). NCBI's taxonomy places the organism in Eukaryota, Metazoa, Chordata, Actinopteri, Cyprinodontiformes, Poeciliidae. The record is from RefSeq and is a predicted model, not a curated record. The transcript is spliced from 7 exons. Bases 377 to 1015 code for a protein of 212 amino acids.